GCAGCAAGCCUCAGCAUCCUAGACCUACCUCACGGUCCUCACCCCUGUCUAACCCUGCUACAGAAUCCCCAACGCCUUCACUAAAGAGCAAGCCGACGCCAUCACCAAGAAUGUGUGGACCCGGCUAGGCAUGGACCCCAACGACCGGUCGACCUGGACGCGCCUGCGGACCAACAUGCCGCAUCACACAACCUGGGACGCGUCGCAGUUUGCGCCGCGCGCCUGGGCCGCCAUCUGCGAGCUCUGCGGCGGCGAGGACCGGGUCGAUCCGGACUCCAAGACGUGGCGCGACUCGCUGAUCGUCAACCUCGGCGCCCCGGAGUACGAGAGCAAGCCGGUCCCGCCCCAGGACCUGCCGGAGUGGCACGUCGACGGCGACUUCUUCGUGCACUACCUGGACAGUCCCGAGCAGGCGCUGCUGGUGACGCCGCUGUUCACCGACAUCGUGCCCAACGGCGGCGCCACCUACAUCUGCCCGGAGGCGAUCCCUAAGGUGGCCAAGCACCUGUACGAGCACCCGGAAGGCGUGUCGCCGCGGAUGACGCCUCGGGCCGACCCCGGCUUCCGGCAGGAGAAGGACCUCAGCUGGUUCUGCAACGUGGCCAAGAGCUGCGACAACUUCAUCGAGGCCACAGGCCAGGUCGGCGACGUGUAUCUGAUGCACCCGCUCAUGCUGCACGCGCCGUCGAGCAACUCGCUGCGCAGGGUGCGCAUCAUCACGAACCCGCCCGUGUCGCUCAGGGAGCCGCACUGCUUCGACAGGGAGGAUGAGAACUACAGCCUGGUGGAGCAGGUCACGCUGCGCGCGCUGGGGAAGGACAGGCUGAGCGGGUGGAAGAUUGCCGGCCCGCGGGAGCGAGUCGUCCCUGAGCGGGUGAAGGCCCAGGAGAGGAUGCGGCUGGAGGAGCUGCGGAGGCUGGAGGAGCUCAAGGCGAUGGAGGGGCAGCCGGCUGUCAGUGCCGCGGCGUGAUUCAAUAGUACUUAAUAAUAAGGCGCCUGUGUCGAGGACUCGAGUUAAGUGUUAAUACAGAUAGCCAUACGUACCACAAUACUUCGUAUCUGCUAAGAUUCUGAUCUGAUGUUUAUUGAUAGGUUUGGAUGUCUCUAAUGUUAUCUAGAUGCCAAAGGGAAAUAAACAUAUGUCGAG
Chaetomium strumarium is the source of this 1147-nucleotide messenger RNA. RefSeq lists its product as uncharacterized. The transcript has a single exon. The record is from RefSeq and is a predicted model, not a curated record. Lineage: Eukaryota; Fungi; Ascomycota; Sordariomycetes; Sordariales; Chaetomiaceae. Bases 131 to 970 code for a protein of 279 amino acids.